AUGUCUUAAAUCAAUUUCGAGAAUGAAGGUUAUGAAUAUCAACCAUCUGAACAUUCAGAAAGAGAUUAGCCUACUCCUACUAAACCUAAUCAAUAACAAAUUCAAUAAUAAUAACAAAGAUUCACUCAAGAAUCACUUGUUUAUAGUGCUUGUAAAAAUAAAUUCAAAUCUUUUUUAGCAUCUUAAGAUACAAAUCGUAUCUUUUAAUCUGUAAGUUCUCCCAAUUUCUAAAAAGGACCACUAAUCUUAGUUAAUAAUGAACAAGAUUAACAAUAAAAUUAAGUUCUCCAACCAAAAUUGUAAGUUAGUAAUUAAAAUAUGCCAAAAGUUGUAUAGAUAAUAAGGCCAGAUAGUUCUAAAAAAUAAUCAUUAUAACCUUCAAGUCCUAUUAAAACACCAGUAUAAGAAUCAAAAUUACCUUAAUUUGUUUAACAAUCUUAAUAAUCUUAAAUGUCUUAACUUUCAUAGUAACAAUAACGUUAAUAAUAAUUAUAAUAAUAAUAAUCCUAAUAAUUAUCAUCAAGUAAUGUAGUAGAAUUAGAAUAAUAACUCAUGUAAGAAAGAUUAAAUUCUGAAUAAUUAAGAAUUUAUAAUCACAUUAUUAAAAUGGAAUUAGAGAAAAAGUUAUAUAAUUAGGGAGUGUUUAUAACUAAUUCUAAAAAUAAGAAAAAAAAUGAAAAUGCUAUUGAUAUCUAUUUAGAAUUAUAACACAAUAAAGUCUAAAUGUAAACCAUUUAAAAUGAAUUUAAAUAAAGAGAUUAAAUUAUUUAACAUUUAGAAAAUUAACUUAAAUAAUCUAAUUAAAUAAAUGAAUUGAUGAAAAAACAUGAAAAUGAAUUAUAAUAAUAAAAUGAAGAAUUAUCAUAAUCAAUGUAGGAUGCUAUGAAAAACAUUAAUCAUGCUAAUUAGACAAUUUAAUAAUAAGAAUAAGAAAAAGAUGCUUUAAUUGAUCAUAUAGAAUAAUAAAAAGAAUAAAUUGAUUAAUUACUUUAAUAAGUAGAAAAAUUGAAAUUUGAAAAUUAAGAAAGAAAAAAAUAAUCAGAGACAUCAAAUGAAUAAAUUAAAAAAAUGAUACAGAUUUAAGAAAAACUAGGUUAAUUGGAAGAAGAACUUUAAUUAAAAAAGAAUGAAAUUAUUACAGCAGACAAUUCAAAAAAAGUAAAAAUAAAAUUGAUUAUAUUAGCAAUUAUAAAAAAAUAUUUCAGAUAAAUAAAAAGAAAUUAUGAGUUUUUAAUUAUAAUUAACAGAAGCUAAUAAUAAAUUAUUAGAAUGUGAAUAAGCAAAUAGAGAAUUAAGUCGAUAAUUUAAUUAAAGUGUUUAUUAAAUGUCUUAACUUAAAAAGUAAAAAUUAAAAUAAUUUAGAUAAACUGAAGAAUAAUAAAGUAGAAUUGAAAAUUUAGAAUAGUUAAAUUAUGAAAUUGAAAGUAAUAUGACAAAAACAGGAAGAUAAAUUUGUGAAGCUGAUAAAAUGAUGAAUGAAAAAGAGUAAUUAAUUAAAAAGUAAUAACAUGAAUUAGAGAAUAUAUUAAAAUAAAAUGAAGAAAUGUCAAAAGAAUUUAAUUAAUUAGUUUAGGUUCAUUAAUAAUUUGGAGCAUUGAAUGAAAAACAUUAAUAAUUUUAAUAAAAAUAUGAAUUAUUAUAGAGGGAGUAUCAGUAAAGAAACAAAGAAUUUUAAGAGGCCUCUUAAUAAAUUGAAUUUUGUUUAUAAGAAAUUUAAUAAUUAAAAUAAACAAAUAAUGAACUAUAAAAUGAAAGAUAAUAAAUAUUAGAAGAACUUGAUGUUUUAUAGUAAUUUAAAUAUGAAUCAGAAAAAGCUAUUGAACAAUUAAAAUUUGAUAAUAAUGAAUUAUCAUUAUUAUUACAAGAGAGAUAAGAAUUAAGUGGUAAAUAUCAUGCUUUGGAAAUCAAAUUUUAAGCAGAUAUAGAAUAUUAUGAAAAGUAAAAUUAUAUAAUAAUAUAACUAGAACAAUAAAAGAUAUGAAUGAAAAGUUGGAAUUAUCUUAAAAUACAUCUCCAAAUAUUGCUUUGGAAGAAAGGAGACUAGUUGAAUUACAUAAGAUUUACGAAAAACUUGAUAGAUUGUUAUUUCAUUUAACAUCAAAAAUUUCAAAUGAAAAACCAUCUUUUAAGGUUGAUGUGGUAAUUUCAUAGUUAUCAGGAUCAAUUGAAUAAAUUGAAAAGUAUUUCAAAUUAUCAAGUAAUCGAUCCCAAUAGGAUAAAUUUUAAAAUUCUUAAGGAUCAUUGAUAAAUGAUCAUAAUAAAAUAAGUACAAUGAGGCCAUCUGAUGCAGAAAUAUUCAAAAGUAAUGACAUAACAAAUAUAAAAUAAAUCUAAACUUAAUAAACUGUUGCAAAAAGAAAAUAUUUUUUAUGA
Paramecium sonneborni is the source of this 2373-nucleotide messenger RNA. NCBI's taxonomy places the organism in Eukaryota, Ciliophora, Oligohymenophorea, Peniculida, Parameciidae. The record is from the annotation of a GenBank genome assembly.